Molecule: messenger RNA, 872 nt
Organism: Centruroides sculpturatus (bark scorpion)
Lineage: Eukaryota; Metazoa; Arthropoda; Arachnida; Scorpiones; Buthidae
Product: riboflavin kinase-like
Exons: 4
Coding region: 365-799 (144 amino acids)
Biological process (GO): riboflavin biosynthetic process; FMN biosynthetic process
Cellular component (GO): mitochondrion
Molecular function (GO): riboflavin kinase activity
Source: RefSeq, a predicted model, not a curated record
CGUUCUGUGUCGUCAUCGUUCGUCAUAAUGUAGACGUAUACCUCAAGGUGCUUUUUAAAAUAUAUUUAUGUUUCUUAUUAAUUUAUUUUCCUCGAGACGAUAAUGUUUAAUAUAUUCGCCUCGUCCCGUAUCCGAAAAUGUGAAGUGGUAUAAAGGACGUCAUAUCUGUUAAUUAUGUCGUAAAUAUGAUGUCACAAAUGGAACAGUUAUUAUUUUUUUGUGACGUCGUAAAGUAGGAGGUAACGUACGAUAUCGAGUAUGAGUGCUUAUGCACGUGUAAAUCGUGGAACACAAACGUUCGAGCCGUAGAUCUGUUACGUGGAAGAUUUGCAACUCGGUUUCACCACAUCCCGCUUCUACAACCAUGACUAGUGUAAUUAGGAAAAGUUUACCUUUCUUCGCUUCUGGAAUAGUUGUUAAGGGUUUUGGAAGAGGCAGCAAGGAGUUGGGAAUACCCACAGGUACGUUGUUUGGUAUAUUAAUUAUGCUCAAAAUGUAUCUUGGUUCCUAUUUAGAGACAUUAUUUUCCAAUGACCAAAAAAAUAUGGAAACCCACAUAAUAAAUCAGUUUCCCGAGGACUUCUACGGCUCCAUUCUAAGGGUUGCCAUUUUGGGAUAUCUGAGACCGGAGAAAGACUUUUCUUCGUUAGAGGAACUGAAAUCUGCCAUCACCGACGACAUCAGAGAAGCCGAACGUCUCCUGGACCAGCCCCACUACCUGAUAUACAGAGACCAUUCGUUCUUUCACUCCAAAAACGGGACUGCCUUUCCUCCCCAGAACAACGGAUACAGCCUAUAACAUUCCAGAAAAACGGUCUAGGUACUUCGUCUCUGGUCUUCCGCUUUGAAGAUUUAAAUUCUCAAACCUGGCA